AUGGCCUCCACUCAGAGCCUUAAAUCCCUGUCCAAGGAUAAUAUUAACCAAAAUAUUGUCUCCGCCCAAUAUGCCGUCCGUGGCGAGCUCGCUAUAAAAUCCGAAGAGUAUCGCGCCCAACUGAAGUCCCAGUCCGCCAAGCCCAGCGACCCCCCCACCCCUCCAGACUCCUCCUCCCACCAGUCCUCGCUGCCUUUCGACACCGUCAUAUCCGCCAAUAUUGGUAACCCUCAACAGCUCGACCAACGGCCCAUCACCUUCUUCCGUCAAGUGCUCGCUCUGCUCGAGAACCCUCCACUCCUCGAGCACCCCGACGUAUUAGAGUCCACCUUUGGCUACCCUCCCGAUGCCAUUGCCCGCGCGAAGCAUCUGCUGUCGGAGAUUGGCUCCGUCGGCGCCUACUCCCAGAGUGCAGGAGCCCCUGCCAUCCGUCAGUCAGUUGCCAAGUUCAUUGAGCGCCGUGAUGGCUUCGAGGCCGACUGGCAGAACAUCUACCUCUCCGCGGGCGCCUCUUCGGGCGUCAACACCCUCCUCAAUGUCAUGCGUGGAUCUGCAAACACUGGUGUAUUAGUCCCUAUUCCCCAGUAUCCGCUUUACACGGCAUCCUUAUCCGUCCUCAACGCCACAUGCGUUCCCUACCUACUCGAUGAAUCCAAGUCAUGGGGCACAUCGCUAGAUGUCAUCAAGGAGAGCUACGAGCGUGCCGUUGCCGAAGGCACCGACGUGCGCGCCAUCGUCGUCAUCAACCCCGGCAACCCCACAGGAGCCAGCCUCAGCGAAGACGACAUCAAGUCCGUGAUCCGCUUCGCCGCCGAGCGCAAACUGGUCGUCAUGGCCGACGAGGUGUACCAGACCAACGUCUUCAUCGGCAAGUUCCACAGCUUCAAGCGCGUGCUCCGACAGCUGCAGCAGGCCGAGCCGGGCACCUUCGACAACGUCGAGCUCGCGUCCCUGCACUCGAUAUCCAAGGGCAUGGUGGGCGAGUGCGGCCACCGCGGCGGCUACUUUGAGCUCGUGGGCUUCGACAAGGAGGUGCAAGCGCAGAUCUUCAAAUUCAUCUCCAUCGUCCUCUGUCCGCCCGUCAUCGGCCAGUGUCUCGUGGACCUCAUGGUGAACCCACCCAAGGAGGGCGAGCCCAGUUGGCAGCUCUACGACAAGGAGUACAACGGCAUCAAGGAAGGACUGAGGGAACGCGCUACGGCGCUGUACAAGGCCUUCAACGAGAUGGAGGGCGUUGAGUGCGGCGAACCACAAGGAUCAAUGUACCUUUUCCCGACGAUCCACCUCCCCCAAAAAGCCACCGACGCCGCCAGCGCCGCGGGCAAGAACCCAGACGACUUCUACUGCCUGCGCCUCCUGGACGCCACCGGCAUCUGCGUCGUCCCCGGCAGCGGCUUCGGCCAGAAACCGGGGACCCUGCAUCUGCGCACCACGUUCCUCGCGCCCGGCACGGAUUGGGUGGGGAGGUGGACCAGGUUCCACAAGGAGUUUAUGGAGAAAUAUCGCGACUGA
This is a messenger RNA of Cyphellophora europaea CBS 101466, 1512 nucleotides long. RefSeq lists its product as uncharacterized. Gene Ontology annotation, molecular function: L-alanine:2-oxoglutarate transaminase activity; pyridoxal phosphate binding. The transcript is spliced from 2 exons. Lineage: Eukaryota; Fungi; Ascomycota; Eurotiomycetes; Chaetothyriales; Cyphellophoraceae. Gene Ontology annotation, biological process: biosynthetic process. The record is from RefSeq and is a predicted model, not a curated record. Bases 1 to 1512 code for a protein of 503 amino acids.